GGAGCAUGGAGCGGGCACCGGGAGUGUUCGGGGGACCCAAGGUUGAGCUUCAUGUCCACCUGGAUGGAGCCAUUAGACCAGAGACAAUCUUAUACUUUGGCAGAAAAAGAGGGAUCCCUCUCCCCGGCGACACUGUUGAGGAGCUCCUGAAGUACAUCAGCUAUGACACACCACUGACACUCCCCCAAUUUCUAGAGAAAUUUAAUUACUACGUGCCUGCUAUUGCGGGUGACCGUGAGGCAGUGAGGAGAAUUGCCUACGAGUUCGUGGAGACGAAGGCAAAGGAAGGAAUCGCCUACGUGGAGGUCCGGUACAGCCCUCACCUCCUGGCCAACUCUGGCGUGGAUCCCAUCCCCUGGGGACAAGCUGAGGGAGACCUCACUCCAGAUGAAGUCGUGCAGCUCGUAAAUCAGGGACUACAGGAUGGAGAAAGGGAUUUCCACAUCAAAGCCAGGUCUAUUCUAUGCUGCAUGCACCAUAUGCCAAGCUGGUCUCCAGAGGUGGUGGAGCUCUGCAAGAAGUAUCGAAACGACUCUGUGGUGGCCAUUGACCUGGCUGAAGGUCAACCUUCAGAGACCCUGAAGGUGGAGAAUGACUCUGAGCAUAAGAAGGCUUAUGAGGAAGCUGAGAGGUGUGGGAUUCAUCGCACUGUCCACGCUGGGGAGGUCGGACCCGCUGCCAUGGUCAAGGAGGCAGUUUACGUCCUGAAGGCCGAGCGUAUUGGCCAUGGAUACCAUGUCCUGGAGGACCCUGAGCUCUACAAGGAGCUGCUGAGAACAAAGAUGCAUUUUGAGGUCUGCCCGUGGUCCAGUUAUCUCACUGGAGCGUGUUCUCCAGACUUCACCAAACACCCCGUAAUACAAUUUAAGAAGGAUCAUGCCAACUAUUCUCUAAACACGGAUGACCCCCUCAUCUUUAACUCCACCAUUGACAAGGAUUAUGGCAUAGUCAAGGAAUACAUGGGCUUCACCGAAGAGGAGUUCAAGAGAGUUAACAUCAACGCAGCCCAGUCCAGCUUCUUACCUGAGAAGGAAAAGCAGGAGCUGCUCAACAAGCUGUAUGAAGCCUAUGGGAUGGUCCCCAACACAUCGUGACCAGUCCCUGUGAGCCACCGUGGAGCAGGGCCCUUCUCCGUGUGCUGACUCCUCUGUGCCCGUUGGAGCUUGGGGAGGAGGUGCCCAGGGUUGGUCUCUAUUCCUGGCAGCCCUGUGUUAACCCUUACAAUGCUCAUCAGAAUCAGACUAUCACAUUCACCCACCUAUAUCCCACAAACUCUCUCCCAAAUGGAUAUCCAGCUUCCUGUCCUGCUGUUGUACAAGCAGACUGGAUCUGCCUGCUGGCCUGACUCCCUUCUCCAUCUGUCAGUGUUUCUGUACUGCAAAUGCAAACAGAAGAACCUCCCCUGCUUUUUCCCCCCCCCUCUUUCCCUGUUUUUCCUGUCCUGACCCACUGACCUGCCUGGCCCUCGUCUGCGGUGCCAAAACAACCACCUUUAACUCUGACUGUGGCCUGGGUUAAUCUUCACCCUUGCAGGGAAGAGGUGUGUUAGUGCUGGUGGGGAGUGAGCAGGUGUUUCAGACUCAGAGGCUUUAUUCCUGUCCCUGUGGGUAGGAAGGUUUGGUCACAGCUCUGUUUACACAGGGUUAGUCUUGUACUAACAAGACUGGAACAAGAACAAGCUGUAAACU
Corapipo altera (White-ruffed manakin) is the source of this 1688-nucleotide messenger RNA. Its product is annotated as adenosine deaminase-like. The transcript has 11 exons. The record is from RefSeq and is a predicted model, not a curated record. Gene Ontology annotation, molecular function: adenosine deaminase activity. Gene Ontology annotation, cellular component: cytosol; external side of plasma membrane. Gene Ontology annotation, biological process: negative regulation of adenosine receptor signaling pathway; purine ribonucleoside monophosphate biosynthetic process; T cell activation. Bases 6 to 1094 code for a protein of 362 amino acids. Lineage: Eukaryota; Metazoa; Chordata; Aves; Passeriformes; Pipridae.